Messenger RNA from Fusarium verticillioides 7600, 7310 nucleotides. RefSeq lists its product as hypothetical. NCBI's taxonomy places the organism in Eukaryota, Fungi, Ascomycota, Sordariomycetes, Hypocreales, Nectriaceae. Bases 1056 to 4754 code for a protein of 1232 amino acids. The transcript has 2 exons. The record is from RefSeq and is a predicted model, not a curated record.
CUAUCAUCAAGACGUCUAUGCCCACCAAACCGUUACUUUAAACGGCAAAGAGCAGGGUCUCUGUCCUCCCUCCAUCUCAGCGGCCAGAAUCCAGCAUCUACUAGCCAAGCAUGGACACCACCCAAGCCCAGGGCUAUGGCAUGAUCCCAGCCUUUGCCUACGAGGAACAUACGGAGUCCUACAAGACCCAACAUCAGGGGACCCCUCUAGCCCGGCGUGUCCCGGUACAGAUGUGUUGGAUCAUGACAAGAUGACAGUCCACUUUGUCAGAGACAGCACCGUAUGCGCCGGGUGCUCAGCACUCUGGCCUGGGGAGAAUCGAUCCAUGUGCCAACUCCAAGACAAUUAUCCAUGGAAGCCGGAAGCACAUAUGGAUGGCGAGCAAAACCAAGCAACAGACUUAAAAGACCCGCCGUGCUUCAUGCGCCAUGGCAUGCGGUUCCCCCCUCCCACCUUGCAGUCACCAGUGAAAACCCAUCUUUUGCUAUUCGCGAUCCUCACAGAGCAUUAGUGCUUCUACUACUUAGCUUGACCAGCCACAGGUUUUCUCUUUACUUACACGCCUACCACAGGACAGGAUCUUUGACCGUAUACGGACACAGUUGAUGUUCCAUUCAACUUGCGCCAACGCACGCACAUCCUUGGAAACGCCGUGCCGCUCAUUGAUCCAUUCCAUUGACUUUCCUUGCUGUCUGAGUCUGACUUACCGAACAAGUAUCCAAGACUUCUGGACUCCGCCUGCGCCUGCACUUUAGUCGAUCACUCCCAGGUUGCAAUCAGUGACCCCCGCCGCCGAGUUCCUUGCCGUGGACUUUGCUUUUGCGCCCGACUUUACAGCUUCAAUCUUUCCUUCCUCGACAUCUUUCCCUGUUGCGUCUUCUGGUGCCAAUCGACAGUAUCUGUGGACGAUCUCACUGCCUCAAGACGCCAAUAUACAACAGCACGGUCCCCGAUGGACCCUCUGUGCCAUUGAGCACCAAGAUUCUUGACUUAUACGCCCUUUUGAACGGCAGACGAAAAGUAAGGGAAACGAUUUUCAACGGCAUCGGCCCAACAUGCCUCUCAGAAGGUCAAGCAACUCGGCCGACGGCCAUUCAGUCACAUCUUCACCCUCUUUCUCCCUGUCAAGUACCAAGCGCCGAUUCCCUCUCUUAAGCAGGAGAAGGAACCGACACUCAGAUGUGUCGCAGUCCUCAAUUCCUCCCUUGCCGUCACCAUCACCACCAGCAUCCCCUUCACCUUCUCAGAAAGUUGCCAAACCUGGACUCCGGGUGCAUGUCCAGGUCAAAUUCGAAUCCCCUCAUAGUUCAGAGCAUGUUCGCGACUAUGAAGCUUCAGCCCAGCUGAGAGCUACCGAUCGCAUUUGCCAAGCUUUGCUUUCCCGCCUACAGCAUUGCUCUUCUGAGCUUAUCACACGCCACGAUAGUAACGCUCUCGACCCGCUCCGCAAACCACACCGUGACGUUAAGCCAUUGCGUUAUCGCAUCACGUACCGUGUCGAGCGUGAUGGCCUUAUUAUCGUAGAAAAGUCUUUGCGCUCUUUCCAAGAGUAUGAGUUGACACAUGAAGAUGCCCGCGAGGUUGUCGCCGCUACCGACCGGAUCAUUGGUCUCUUUUUAGUGCGGCACGACCCCGGAUUCCAAUGGUCCGAGUCCGUUGAGUCUGAAACUACCAGCCCCGAGACCGAGACCUUCCGGCCGUGCACCGGCCGGCCUCAAUCCAUGGCAUGCAUCCCCCGAUCUCAUUUUGUUAGCGACACACAGAAAUUCGAGUUUGUAUCUGGCUAUUCGAUUGAGCUUUUCUUGCGCAGCCGUUGCGCUACGCGCUAUCCAGAGAACCGGAAUGCUUCUAUCAAGAUUGACAGCCGACAGCCUUCACCUUUACCCCUCCUGCUCGGCGAGGAACUGACCACCCGUGUCUCAAAUCUUAUAAUUGACCCAGUUGACGCCUGGAAGCGCAAGUUUGACAAGCGUCACAAGUCUUGCGCUGGCCUGGAGGGCAGCGGUGGCUGCACUCAUAUCGAGGAUGGGGCUGUUGAUAUCAUGGUCAAGGUCCGUAAUCAUAUUGGGCCUGACUAUACCUACUUCUCCCACCGUAUUCAGACAAGCAAGGUUCUUUUCAAUGACCACGAUGGUCGCGACUUUGACGAGUUCGCCAACCAAGUCAAAGCGAAGCUGGAGAAAGCUCGCGAUAUGACAGACAAAUCUGUGCGGUCCUUGGAUGACUUCACUCUUACAAUCAGAGAGCUCCGUGGAAAGAACUGGUCCGUUCAUGAGCCUCUCAUCGUUCGACUUGAUCCCACAGUUACAUACUGUCGCCAAACCAUGGAAGCUGUCAUGGAACGUCUUCAGACUGGCAUCAGUAACGUCCUUGAACAUCAUGAGGAUGCUCUUGCUACCAUGACCGUUCACAAGCGCGGACAUCUCAUCUUUGACGGUUUCCUUGACGGUGCUGGUGGCGAUGACAGUGUGCAUCACGAGAGAUUUGCGACACCUGACCUGGAGCGAAAAGCCCUCGAAGCUCACUUAAAGGAACGCAUUCGUUCAGAUAUUACGAUGCUUUGUAGAGACACAUGCGCCAUAGACUGUCCUGAUACACUGCCAAACUUGCGGCUAAAGACAAGCGGAUCAGCUGCGUCUGCCAUUGGAGCAACCCAACUGAUGAGGCCUCCUCUUUCUACAGCUGGUUCAUCAUCUGCUGCGCCAACCACGCCUUCGCUUGCUGCCUCGCUUCCUCGCCAACCAUCCGAGAAAUCCUUCCAUGGAUCCAUGACCAGCACUCGUUCUGACCUCUCUCUCACCAAGAAGCUCGCGAAGGAAAGUCUGAGGGAUCCUGGUGAAUGCCCCUCAGCACCAGCAACCCCGUCACCUGACAUGCGCCGAGUACCUUCGGGUGUUGAAAUGGCCAAAAAGCAUGGGUAUAUGUCUGACUUCAUGGCAGACGACGAGAACCACCCUCGAGACAGUGUCGUUGCAACCCCCUCGCGGGCCAUGCCCCAUGAUCAGUCCAACGAGGGACUUCGCAUCAUAGAUGAUGGACGAAGGAUCAUCUACCAAGAGCAGUCUGAUAUGGAUGCCAUCGCAAGUGGAAUGGUGCAAUUUCACCGCCCGAUCACUGACGAUGACGAGCCUAUUCAGCUUGUCAAAGAGAAGCCAGCUGAGAGCCCCGAUAAGAAAGCGACUCGUCGAUCCCUGGAUACCCGUAUGCCGGACCUCUCUGGAAACACAGACCACCUUCCUGAGGCACAGAAGCACGAGCCAGUCAUAACUCAAGAGUCACAGCCUUAUGCCCAUGUGACACCUGAGCUUCAGAAGGCAAUGGUGGCUGAAGAGCUCUCAACCGUGAGUGUCGCAGAGCAAGUACCCGGGUUAGGUGUUCCCGUACCUGGACAAACAAAGGCCGAGGCCAUUACUGAGAAGGGCACUGGCGAGACCCACCAGGCUUUCCAAGAGGAGCACUGGGAGACAGUUGAGACCAGAGACAAACCUCGCGAGAAUCCAACAGAAGUCGAGGUCAACUCAAAAUCUGAAACGAGCUUUGGGACUACACCUGAAGCCAGUAUUCGUGAGGAUGCCGAGACCAAGGACAUUUCCACCCCUGAUGUUGCUGUGACAGUUACCGCUGAAGAGCACCCUUCUGAUGAGAAGCAAAUAGAGGCCCAACUGCCCAAUGACUCUGAAGUGCAAACGCCUAAGGCUGAGCCUGUCGUUUCUGAGAAAUCUGACGUUUCACUCGCUGAUGCCGCGCAGAAGACACUCGAGGCGUCUGUACUUGGAGAAUUCCCUAAGCCACCCUCCAUCCACGCCGAUACUGAUGAGGCUGGUCGUAAUGAUCCGCAGAAAGAACAUGGCCAGGAAACCCCAAUUCAGACCUUGGUUUCUGACUUGAGGCAAGCGGAAGAAGAUCAAGAAGCGAUCAUCCCUCGGGCGCCUGAGGGAGCACCUACUUCUAGUGAUUCUGGCAUCUCUAUGGAGGGUGACGCGAAAGACCGCGAGGCUCAGUCGCCAGCUGCAACAGAGUUUGCUGAGAACACAUCUCUCCCUUCCAAAGAGACAGACGAUCAGUUUUCCGUCAAGGCUGAUGUCGUUGGCAAGGACGAGCAGCAUAUUCCGCACUCAGAUGUGACCGAUGAACGCUUUCCUGAGAUGGUAACUCACUUCCUUGAAACUGUUCCUGAGGACACUCUUCUCGAACCUACUGAAGUGGUAGCUGAAGAUGUCGAGAUUGUCACGUCCGACUCACCUAAGACGCCAGAGGAGCCCACACCUCUCGAGGAACCCCCCCUUAUGCCCACCAUUGCCUCUGCCCCUCCGGAGAGUCUGCUGACCCCGGACAACUUCUUCUCUUCCUUGUCAGAAGAGAAGGAGAAGGGACAAGAUUACCAUCGGAAACCAUUCGAUACCUCGGAGUUCGCCGACGCCCUGGCUCGACCUCGAGUCAGACCUCGAACUGCCACACUGCCCGAGCGCCGUUACUCGACAGCUUUGACUCUUGAGAUCGAUCUCAAUGCCCAUUGCGACCCUGAUCAAGAACACUCACCCACCGAGGAUGCUCCCAAGAGCGCCAGUGGUACGUGGCGGCGAGACGGCCUCCAUCGCCGACAGCCGUCAGCUGGCUUUAUCGGUUUACCAGACCAGCGCCGGCUUCAUUCUGUUGGUCUUCGCAGUGCUGUAUUGCCAUAUCGUUGGCAGCAGAUGCGUCGUGAACAGGCGCUCUGGGAAGGACGACCAGGCACUUCUCACAGCGAGGCCUGAAGUUGGAGAUCAUCUAGCUCUAUUCAUUUAUGACGAUGACUUGCGCCAUGUUUCUUGUUUCAGUUUCAUUUAUACUUUCGAAAAAAUAAGAAUCCAAAAACAUAGUGCUAGGUUAUGAUGGCAGACACGAAGGAUGGGAAGAAAAGGAAAGGUAACUGGCCAAUAAGUCCAUAAUGGUAUGGCUUGGCAAUGGCGUUGGUUAAAUUCGAUGUCAUCUGCAUGCAAAGCAUUUGGACUUGGAGCAUGACAUAAUGCAGAGGAUACCAUUUCAGAGUGUUUAUAUAUAACGACUGCAUAUUUCGAGAACUUGCUUCUUCUUCUAGUGUGACCAAUGUCGAUGUGCCCUGGGACCUGAAGAUAUUGCUUCGCCUUUUCACCAGGGGAUAACCCUCUUAUCGUCCUUGAAUGUACCGGUCUCCCCAUCAGGCCCCAGAGUAGCGGCUUUCACAGAGCUAAUGGCACCCAGAUCGACUGGCUCGGUUCCUGCGAAUCCAUUCAAGGCGGUCCGGGAGUUGUGCCCUGGGCAUACAAUAUUGAUCUUCCACUGCGGGUCAUUCUCGUACCUGAUGGCGAAGUGGAGCGCCAUCAUAUUGAGAGAUGACUUGCUAUGCGUAUAAACACCGAAAUCGAAGCUAUGCAUUGGAUGCGUAGGAUCGGCCUUCAGUGUUAAACUGCUCAAGGCGGUAGAAACAAAGACAAUACGGCGGGUUUUGGUAGAGCGCUCGAGGAGGGGGAUAAAAGAGUCAGUGACGAGGGCGGUUCCGAUGCAAUUGGUGUUAUAGACGGCCAUCAUAAGUUCUCGCGGAGACACGGCCAUACCGUAGCCUGAGACAGCGCUGUUGUUGACAAGGAUGUCAAGACGACCAAAUUUAUCACGGAUAGCCUCGACCGCAGCGGCGAUGCUAUCAUCUGAUGUGAUGUCCAGUAUGAGAGGUGAGACGUUGAGCCCCUGAGCUUGUAGCAAGGUGCUCGCCUCUUGUACCGCUUGUAAACGGCGGCCAGAGACAAUGACGUGGUAGUCAUUGUUCUCGCUCGCGAGCUUCUUAGCAAUUUCGAAGCCAAUACCCUGAUUGGCACCAGUGACGAGAGCGAUUGUGGUAUUGGGGUUGAUGGUAGGAAAAGACAUGAUCGUGUCGUUUUCGGUUAUGUGUGGUGAUAGUAAGUAAUGUCCCGUUGAGUAUGGUGACGAUCUGAGCAAAGUGUUUUCUCGCAGCACUUCUUGCUCUUUAUAUCUAGGAUAGAUUCUGAUGAGACACAAAAAAUGUGGUUGUCGUCAUGGAGACUUUCAUCUGUAUCUCCGAUAUUGAGUGUCGUUGAAUCCUAAAUCCGUGGUUGGACUGGGAGCUCGAGGCCACUCUGAGAUUGAUUACCCUUUUGGGAUUGAGGUUGAGUCAGUGGCAUGAUGAUGCCAAGCAGAGGCUAAGCAUUUUGAAGAUACUUCUGACUUGCCCGAUGCCCCAGUCAAAUAACAUUGCAUGCAUCACGCUUAUGCGUAAGAAAUGAAUGCGAAUGCGAAUGCGAUUGCUAACAAGUCGAUGCUUGUGGGCCGCAAACCAGGGCGGUAAUGAGUGCGCACAAAGCUGGACUGGACUGUCUUUGAUGUACAGAAUAAGCAUGAUGUAUCGUAGCCUACCUGGUUCGAGCUUCGCCCUAGCAAGCACAUCAGACAAGUUCAGCAUCACCAACAUCAACCAUAUGCUUUGCACUUGACCAUCGUAAUAUGAGCACAUCGCCAUUCUUGGCAGGGAGAGUGAUAUCGCCGUCAGUUCCUUUACCAUAGACGUCCUUGUCUCUUAGCAUGCGGACAAAGACAGCCAUAUCUAGAUCUGGUGAAUCGAUCAUGCUGAUGUUGCCUGCAGUGUCGUUGAGGUUCUGUAGCUGCUGCGGAAAAGAUGCGAGGAAGGAUGAGAGAUAGUGAUUGUGGAGGAGAGCCUGAUGUCUUGUCGCGUAGGCUGCUUCUGUUGGGGACAUCCUAUCUCUCAGCUCUUGGGUUGAGAGGUAAUGGAGAGUGUGUUUAUCGAUCUUAGGAGAGUCAAUUUUGCGUAGGUUAAUGAGACCAAGGACACUUACCUUUGCUAUACGAGCCCGAAGAAAACUUCGAACAAGGAAUUUGUACCUCUCGAGCUCAGUCUGAAUAACGAUGAGGGCAAAGUUUGUCUUUGGAUCCAUAUCACCCGUCAUAUCCUCAACCUUUUCGAUCUGGGAUUUGAUGCGUGCAUUGACGCGCUCGAAUAGGCCAUCUGUCGGCCAUCUAUAUAGACGUUGUGAGUAUUAGGAAGCAGGAAGAGGAGCACAUGAGACCUACUCGAGAAGCUCAGGUGCUGAGCGCUCUGCAACCCAGAGACGCGUCAAAGCUUGCAGAUCGCGUGUUUCGCUGGGGAUUCUGUGAGACGUGGGGUCAACUUGGCGAAGAAUGUCAUCGAUAUCCAUUUCAGAGGAUAAACAGUACUCAAAUCAUGAGGUAGAAAGAUUAUAGAAAGUUCGGCGGCACAGUUGGUCUAUGUGUUGUAUUUUCCUCUUCAGGUUGAUCGUCAAGGUUGAGACUAUAUGGUGGAG